AUGGCGGAGGAGACGGUGUGGUCCGACGUGGCCCAAAAGCAGGACCAGGAAAACCAGACGCUCAAGAAAAACGAUGUGCUGCUGGAUGUCAUCGAGGCUGACUUGAAUGCCUUGGAGGCCCAAAUGGAAAAGGCGGAGGUUCGAUACCAGCAAGCUCGCCAACGACUGACGAGGAAGCUUGAAGAGGGAGCAGAGAAGCCCACCGAAGCUAAGCACAGCCCUCACAUCCAGCCGUCCGAAGAUCAUCCGAUCGAUGAGGCUGAGGCUUUGCCACCAGCGGAUCACAAGCAUCAGCAUCACAAGCACCUCCAGCGGGAACCCAAGAAUGCCGGUGCUUUGCCAGACAAGGUUGUCUCUAGACAACGUUGGGUGGCUGCGCGCAACACCGAGAAGCGAGCGCGGGAGUCCGCCAAGAGGGCCCGGGAGAUGCUCCGCCACCGGCAGCGCGACCGCAAGAUGGAGGCCGGCUACGUGUCGCAGGAGGCCGAAGUCUCUGCGGCUCCCGCGACGCCGGCCCCUACUCCAGCAGCACCCUCCCCCGCUAGCCCAGAGACCGUGUUCGUUGGUGCCCAGCACCUGGCCGAGCGCCUAAGGUCAGUGCAUGAGCGUGAGACCUCAGCGGCAGACAAGAGGAUGGGGCUGCUGAAGGUGGUCACUUGUGGCCGGGAGAGCUACUACACCUUCAAGCCUGAAGAUGUGGUCUCGGACCUGAAGAAUCGCGGCUUGAUCGACGAGAAGUUGGCAACAGAGUUCACUACCCUCAUCAAAGAUGAGACGCUGAAGCCAACAUCGCACCAAGUUCCAUUCGAGGAGUGGCUGGACCGUGCCAAGAAAGUUAGCCACAUUGAGCGGCUGGAUGACGCCCAGAUGCACGCCGCGCACGCUGCAUCGACCCGCUAUGAGCAGGCAGUGGCUGCCAGCGGCAUUGACCACGCCACGCUGGAAGAGACGGAGCAGGCAGACUUCGACCUCAGCGUGAACGAGGCCGAGCGCUUUGAUGCCGAGCACAGUCACGACAAAUUCGAGUCCCACGGCAGCAAGAACGCGGGUGCUCUGCCAGACAAGGUAGUCUCCAGAGACCGGUGGGAGGCCAAGCGCAAUGAGGAGGAGCGUGCGCGAGAGCAUCAGAAGAAAGCCCGGGAUGUGGGCCGUAGCAACGCCCGGGAUGCCAAGUUGGAGGCUGCCGAGGUCUCAGUUCCAGCAUAA
This is a messenger RNA of Symbiodinium pilosum, 1206 nucleotides long. NCBI's taxonomy places the organism in Eukaryota, Dinophyceae, Suessiales, Symbiodiniaceae. The record is from the annotation of a GenBank genome assembly.